GCCAGCAAAGAGAGAACCAACGCAGCUCAGGUUGCAGCCCCGGCCUGCUGUGAGGGGAUAUAAAGACAGGGCCUGACGGGUGGCCCCAGACUAAGUGCCUGGGAGACUCAACUGGCUUCUGCAGGCGGCUUCUACUCCAAGUGGUGAUGGGGAAAAUCGGCUUCUCCCUGAUCCUCACCCUGGCUCUGGUGACCCUCAGCACCUCUUCAGAGAGAAAGUGUGUCCUGUCCGGAUCGUGGAGGAGCAGCGUGGGCUGCAAGAUGGUUGUUUCUGAACUCAGCGAGGCUGGAGCGUUCUCGGGUUCAUACCUCUCUGCAGCAAUGUCCCCCAAGGCUGACCGCCUGUCAUCGCGCCUGCAUGGAAUCCAGCACGACGCCAGCCCGACGGAGCAGCCAACCUUCGGCUUCACCGUGAAGUGGCAGUUCUCAGAGUCUCCGCCAGACUCCAUGAGCGUCUUCGUGGGCCAGUGCUUCGUGGAUGACCAGGGAGAGGAGACCCUGCAGACCAUGUGGCUGCUGCGCCAGGAGGUCGGAUCCCCUGGCGCCGACUGGAAAGCAACCAGGGUCGGCACAAACGUUUUCACCCGGAUCAAGGGGCAGAACAUGGGCAAAUCCAUGAGGAGCGACUGUGCCUGGUGACCCAGCAGCAUUGUGACCCAGGGGUCCUGCACCCCCCCAUCCGGAAUCUCUCAAGAGCGUCUCGCCCAGUGUCGGGGCUGUUUGCUGGCCUGCAGAGGCGCCGUCUCUGUCUCCAUCUCCCCUCGCUCUCCGGUUACCCCCCAUCCCAGAGUCGCUGUCUGCACCCCUGAUGCUGCAGUUAAGUUCCUUUUCCAGUAAAGUUCUAGCGCGGGAGGCAAA
Messenger RNA from Chelonoidis abingdonii (Abingdon island giant tortoise), 857 nucleotides. Its product is annotated as avidin-like. The record is from RefSeq and is a predicted model, not a curated record. Gene Ontology annotation, molecular function: biotin binding. Lineage: Eukaryota; Metazoa; Chordata; Testudines; Testudinidae.